Emys orbicularis (European pond turtle) is the source of this 4254-nucleotide messenger RNA. RefSeq names its product phosphatase and actin regulator 4 (gene PHACTR4). NCBI's taxonomy places the organism in Eukaryota, Metazoa, Chordata, Testudines, Emydidae. The coding region runs from base 370 to 2523 and encodes 717 amino acids. The record is from RefSeq and is a predicted model, not a curated record. The transcript has 13 exons. Gene Ontology annotation, biological process: neural crest cell migration; actin cytoskeleton organization. Gene Ontology annotation, molecular function: actin binding.
CGCAGCUAAGCGGCUAGAGUGUGGUUGGCAGUCUCCUCCCCUGCCUGAGCUUCAGCCCUGGCUAGUGUGCACUCUGGAAUGACAGGCAUUCCUGCUUGAAGGGAGCUGGCAUGGACGCUUAUUUAUGAGAAUCACAAGUGCCUGGGCCUGGGAUACAGGAAGAACAGGAGCUGCGGUGGAUUGGCUGACACCCAGGCUAUUUCCUGAGUUCUGGCAGUCCCCCGGUCGCAAGGCUCUGGAUUUCCCCCCACCCUCCAGUGUGGAUUUAUCUCUUUUAAAAAAGGCUAUCGUACUCUCCCAGGGUAGUGGUGUGUGGUCCCCCCGACCCCCGCGCCGCCUUCAGAGAGCUACUUUGAAAAGAAUCUAAGCAUGGGGCAGACACUGUUCUCGAGACCAGUAAAUCCAGCUGCAUUCGCUGAGGAAGUGGAUCAUCCACCAUCUGACAUGGGGAUGGGGGCUGAUGUUCUGGAAUCUGGAGACACCACACCCCCCACCAAGAGGAAAAGCAAGUUCUCCGGCUUUGGCAAGAUUUUCAAACCUUGGAAGUGGAGGAAAAAGAAAAGCAGUGACAAAUUCAAGGAGACUUCAGAAGUUUUAGAACGAAAGAUUUCUAUGCGAAAGCCAAGAGAGGAGCUGGUUAAAAGAGGGGUUCUGUUGGAAGACCCUGAGCAGGAUGGAGAGGAACCAGACAAACUCAGCCAUACUGCGUUGAAGAAUGGGCAUACAGUCCCCAUUGGUGGUUCUGGGAUGUCAAACCUGGCCCACCUGGAGGAAGAGGUUGGGAAGAAAUCAAGUCUUAGAAAGUCUGUUCCAGUUGAGGAACCAAAGAAAAGACCAGGCUCAUCCAGUAGCAAUCCCAGUUCAGAAAUGGAGCCUCCUCAUGAGCCGCAUGCACCCAAACAGCCUUUGCUUCCUCCGAAAAGACCCUUAUCCUCUUCUCAGGAGGCAAGUGAUGUGCAGGCGAGGGAUCCUGUCCCUGCCAGCCGCACUACAAGGACUGCAUCCUCCUCUACUGUUACUGCCGCCACCAGCAUAGCAAAGACGGUCAAUUCCACAGUCGCCCCUUGCCCAGCCCCCAGGACUGUGCCCCCUGCUCUUGCCAGCACUAACACUACUGCUACCACAAGUACAACCAGCGUGGUGCCUGCCAAACAGCCCCCCAUCCCGCCCCCGAAGCCGGUGAACAGAAAUAGCAACCCUUUAAUAGCUGAACUGUCUCAAGCAGUGAACAGUGGUAUGGGCUCAUCAAAGCCUUCCCCGCCCCUACCACCCAAGAGAGGCAUUCCAUCGAACAUUGCACCCUCGCUGGAGUCAACUGCUGCCUCGAAACCACCAAGCGAUAGGGUAGUGACAGCUACUCGUCCCGCAUCGAUACCAGUGCAUAUCACCGUGUCUCACCCACCACCGUCGCCUUCUCCGCCCUUGCCCAGCCACGUACCUCCCGAGCCCCCGCGCACGCCCCUGUCUGCCUCCAGCCCUGCGAUGGAACCCCAGCUCUCCUUGGAACUGCCCAAGGAGACCCCUCCACAGGAAGAUCUCAGGUCACUGGAAGUGCCCAAGCGGGCGACAGAGCAGGGGUUCGGAGAACCUCACGUGCCAACGCGGCUGCCCCAGAUCCCACUGCACAUCCGGAUCCAGCAGGCGCUGACAAGCCCCCUGCCCGUUACCCCACCUGCAGAGGGGUCGCACAGGGCUCACUCGCUGCUCUUCGAAAACGACAGCCUCUACGAGGACAACGGCACCCCGGGCCGGGCCAGGUCGCUGCCAGUCACCAUUGAGAUGCUGAAAGUUCCAGAUGAUGAUGAAGAGGAGGAGGAAGCAGACCAGGAGGGCGAACGGAGUUCAGGUCCUCACGUUUACAUUGGAGAUGCACCAUCUGUCACGAUCAUUCCUAGGCUAAUGCCACAGCCCCUGCAGGAGGAAGAGGAGGAAGAAGAGGGGAUGAGUGAUUCGGACUCGGAGGGACCCAUCCUGUAUAAGGAUGAGGAGGAUGAAGAGGAAGAUGAAAGCCAUAACAGCGCUCUAGCUAACAAGGUGAAGAGGAAAGAUACACUGGCCAUGAAACUGGGCAUCACGGCCACCCAGGAGGAGCUGGAGGAAAAGAAUGCUUUCCCUCGGAAGAGCAAGGAGGAGUGGAAUGAAAUUCGGCAGCAGAUUGGGACAGCGCUGAUCAGGCGACUAAGUCAGAGACCAACAGCAGAAGAGCUGGAGCAAAGGAACAUACUUCAGCAAAAAAAUGAGGCUGACCGGCAGGCUGAGAAGCGGGAGAUUAAACGCCGCCUCACCAGAAAGCUUAGUCAAAGGCCUACAGUGGCUGAACUGCAAGCUAGGAAGAUCCUGAGGUUUCAUGAAUAUGUGGAAGUGACAGAUGCUCAGGACUAUGACCGGAGAGCAGAUAAGCCGUGGACAAAACUCACACCUGCUGACAAGGCUGCCAUCCGAAAGGAACUGAAUGAGUUUAAAAGUUCUGAAAUGCAAGUCCAUGAAGACAGCAAACACUUCACACGGUUUCAUCGGCCAUGAUCCUCCAAAAGAGGGAGUGAGCGAGACCAGAGGAGAGAGAAUUGAAAGCGCAUGCUAUCUCCAUCUCCUGGACAAUAUAGUGGGAGAGAACCUUGGGGCUCAUCCAAGCUUUGCCUUGAAAACAUACCCAGAAAAGGGCUCUGAGCUGGGGCGCAGGGGGAUCCUAUCUGAAUGUAGCAUUUCACUGGAACAAACGCAUCUCGAGUGCCAUCAGGCUGGAACUGAACACUAUACCUCGCAUGAUACAGCAAUACUCCCCAUGGCAUCCAGGCAUCUCGGCUCGCCUUCCUGGGGACCACACCCGCAUUGGAACUGAGCUCUUCCACCACUCCCCCAGCUCCCUUUAUUGCUCCCGCGGGAUGGGCCUGUUCUCCACUGUAAAUAGUCCUUAUGAACUGGUUGGAAGUUUCUCUUUUUCCCUUUUUGGUAAGGGGGAAAAAAUAAUCUAAGCUCUGAUAUUCCAGAGAGCUGGGAAGCAUGUGUGUAUAUUUGCUGUGUACAAAGGAAACCUUUUACAAAAAUGCUGUCCUGGCAGGAAACUGACAUGUGACUAUUUUUGGUUUUGCUUGCUUCUUUUUAAUGUACUUAAUAUUCUGAAUCACUACUGACCAAUGGUAUGUUGCCCUGGAAGGGAAAUGUAUAGAUCUUAACAACAUAUGCUGCAUCUUGUAAACUUAAUCUUUUAUUUUACAAAAACCAAACCCACGAACCUGCUCCUGUGCUAACAGACCUUGUCUUGAGACAAUUAAGUCUUGUUUAACAGGAGCUACAGACACAGGAAAUGACGGUUGCCUUUUAAAGUUUUGUUUUUAAUUUCAGGAAGUUGUGGCAUGUAAUAAGUUUUCUUUGAUUGUGAUUUCCUCUAUUUUUGUUUUUUACUCUCCCAAAUCAGGGUGAAACUUGCCUUUUCCUAUUCUCAUAGCGAAACCUACUGGAAAUUCUGAGAAUUACACUGUGGAGGGGAAGAGGUUUUAAAAAGUGACCUUAAAACCAGUCAGUCUUCUGAGAAUGUUCUCUUAUCAGUUCUUACUGAAUGUUUUUAAUGCUGACAUAAGCUACUGCUGUAGUGAUGUGCACAGCACUUGUCCCUUGGGGGUGAAGUGACACUUGGAAUGAGGCAGGGGAGAUGUUACUCAAGAAUAUGGGGGAUUGGGGAUUUUACCGGGGGGUGGACGGUUCUGUAUUGUUGGAUCACUGGCGUGUUUUGUUCGUGGCUUAUUCACUCUCUUUGCUGGAGGUCACUCUCAGCUUGUGCCGACUAGCAGUCAGCAUUAGUGUGCUUGAGGUCUGCACUCAUGAAUCCUAUGUAUGCCUGCCUAGUGUGGAGGCCUUUUCAUGUUCUUGGUACUGCCCUUCUUCCAUGAUGUGCCAAGUAUCUGCUGGGCCAGUCCUACGGGGUGUAAUGUGGCACCCUCAUCUGCUGCCUUCACACCCCAGGAGAUCCAGUUAAUCCUUGUUUCAUCUCAGUCUUCAUACUCUUAGUGCAAGGAGUCACUGGGGAUAAUUUCUUGUUUCUUCAGGGUUCCCUCACUGUCCCCCAAAACAAUGAUUCACAAGCAAGAGGCAAAGAUUGAAGUUCCCUUUAUAGAAAACAAUAUGGAACUGGUGCAUUGUACUUCCGGAUAGCUUCCCUGAUGUACAAAUUCUCUGUAGAGUAAAUGAUUGCAUUGUAUAUCUGUCUUCCUGUUGACAAAUUUUAAUUAUUAAAUAAAAGUAUUUUAGGACUUUUUU